Molecule: messenger RNA, 4641 nt
Organism: Notothenia coriiceps (black rockcod)
Lineage: Eukaryota; Metazoa; Chordata; Actinopteri; Perciformes; Nototheniidae
Gene: vwde
Product: von Willebrand factor D and EGF domains
Exons: 25
Coding region: 1-4641 (1546 amino acids)
Biological process (GO): anatomical structure development
Cellular component (GO): extracellular region; cell surface
Molecular function (GO): calcium ion binding; signaling receptor binding
Source: RefSeq, a predicted model, not a curated record
AUGCACGCACAAACAGAGCUUCCUCCGGAGUGUGUGUCCGGGGGCCACUCCAUCCUCCAGGACCCCUACCGCAGCACCACCUUCAGCUCCAGCUGGGUGCAGCAGUCGGCCCUGCAGGAGUUCAUCUGCGACCACUCCCUCUCUCCGGGCUGGUACCAGUUUCAGAUCUUUGAUAAGCCAGCCAGCAUGCCCACCGAGUGUGUGGAGGUGAACCACUGUGGGACUCAGGCUCCUGUGUGGCUGUCCCUGGCUGAAGGUGAGGCCCUGCCGGGGCCCCUGGAGGUGAGGCAGCUGAUGGCCUGCGCUGCCUGGCAGCUUUUCCCAGGCACCGGCAAAGACUGCUGCAUGUUCCGCAUCCCGGUCACCGUGCGCAACUGUGGAGACUUCUAUGUUUACCUGCUACAGCCAACGCAGGGAUGCAUGGCAUACUGCGCUCAGGAGAUGUCGGACACUUCACCCGCAGCGUCGCCGAGCUGUGGCCCUGACGAGGUUCACGUUGAUGGAACAUGUAAAACAAAGCAGCCUCCCACUCCAUCAGCACCAGUGGUUGUCUCAGAGGUGACAGGAAAGUCGGUGUUCCUGAAGUGCAGCUUUGGCAGCAGCUCCAACAGCUCCCUGGGAUACGUGGUGGCCUGGUCCCGCCUCUCACCUGAGGGCAGGAAGGAGGAGCUCAAACAGGAGACCACCCUCCAGACCUUCGCCUUUAUCGAGCUGGACGGCUUCAACCUCCGUCUGGGGGACAAGAUCUACUGCUCGAGCUCCAGUUUCUUCUUGGACUCGCCUAACAUCCGUGGUGCUUCAGUGGAAAGUCUGGAGUUCUUUGCCGGGAUUAGGCUGAGACCAGAGGUGAGCAGUGUGUCUGAGGACGGGAGGCUGUAUGAGCUGCUGGUGGAGAGCACAGUUCCUGUCCCGUGUCUGGAGGAGUCGUCCUCCUCUGCAGAGCCGUGCACUCUGUCUUUACAGCUCAGCACCAGCAGCAAAGAUGACGGUUUGUUGGGUGCAGAUCUGUCUCUCUCAUCCUGUAUGGUGCAUCUGUCCCGGGGCCCCUGUACAGACGGGGUUUGCAGCCGAGCACUGAUCCACUUCAGCCCCGUCACUGACUUUCAUAAAGACAGCAACAGGACGACUCAGAUCUCUGUUGAAUCUAUCGUCACACAGAAUUCUCUGUGGAAUGGAUACUCACCUGAACCAGUUGAGAUAACUGUGAAGGAUGUCCCUUCAGCGUUCUGCUACUCCUUCACUGAUCCUCACAUUAUCACAUUUGAUGGCAGGCCCUAUGAGAACUACCAAGUCGGCACUUUUGUCCUCUAUAAGAGCACUUUGAGGCCCUUUGAGGUCCAUGUUCGUCAGUGGGAGUGUGGCAGUGUGGUGCACGCCACCUCGUGUGUGUGUGGAUUCGUGGUGCGGGACGGCGGCGAUGUCAUCGCUUUUGACAUGUGCAACGGAGAAAUGGGUGAAACCAAACCUCACCUGUCGGUGAAGAACAGAGACCUGACCAAGAGCGGCAUUCGCAUUACAGAGUCCUACCAGGGCCGCAAAGUCACGAUCACCUUCUCGUCAGGAGCGUUUGUUCGUGCAGACGUCUCAGACUGGGGGAUGAGUCUCACGCUGAGAGCUCCCAGUUCAGACCGGGGCCACACUGAGGGUCUGUGUGGGACCUACAACGGCCAGCCAGCCGACGACCUCCACUCAGCAGGAGGCGCCAUACUGGAGCAUCUGCCUGCUUUUAUCUCAGAAUGGAGGCUUCCCCCUGGCAGUAGCCUGUUUGACACCGUGCCAUCCCAUCUGAGCACACCGAGCCCCCGCAAGUACUGUAACUGCCAGUCGGGGCCCCGCCUCACAUCUUCCAGAGCCCGAUCUCGAUCAGUCACCUCCACCGACUCCCUCUGCUCUCAUCACGGCAACGUGAACCUUCAAAGUGUCAUCCCCACUCUGGACGUCACAGCCGAGUACAUCAGCUCGGUGGAACUACUCAAAGGCGGAGGAAGCGACAGACAGCCGCUGCCUCCAGGUCAAUCCAGUCAAACCCCCCAGGACAGAGGCAGUAACUCUCAGCCACGUGAGAGAAGUUUCUCCCUGCGAGCCUCCAGAGAUGGAGCUUCGAUCCAGCGUUACAUUUCUAACUCUUCUCACCAAAGUCUCAGCCAGUCUGAUCUGGAGGGCUUCUCCUACUUUUUCCCAGAGGACCACGAAGCAGCAGCUCAAACAGACUCUCCUCUAACGUGGCCCUCACCUUCUGGCCUGACGGAGCAGCAGGCCAGGACUCAGUGUCAGCAGGUGGUGGCCGGCUCCAGCAUAGCGUUGGGAUGCGGCCGCCUGUUAGAAGAGGCAAUAAUAAGCCGCGUGGAGGCCAUGUGUGUUACUGACCUACAGCUGAAAGAUGACCAGUCAUGGCUGAAUGCUACUUUACCACUGUUGGAAAAUGAGUGUGAGAGAAGGCUGAUAGAGGAGAGGAGGAGAGAAGAAGGGUUCCAGGAUGUUCUGGCUGUCCUCAAAUGUCCCAAUCUGUGCAACGGGAACGGCCAGUGCUCAGAGUGGGGUUGUGUCUGCUUCCCAGGAUUUGGAUCAUAUGACUGCAGUGUGCUGUCUGACCAGAUCCCAGAGAUCACUGAGCUGGAGAAGGAGGGUCUCUGUGACGUGCGACAGGGAGACUGCUCCACCAUCCAGGUCUACGGUCAAGGCUUCAAGGACUCCUACGAGCUCAAGUGUGAGUUUGUUAAAGAAAAGUUUGAAGAUUGGGAGUGGGUUCUGGACGAGCCCCAGUUAGUCCCAGCCGUUUUUCUGGAUACGACAGCUCUGGAGUGCAAGCUCCCCCUAGAGGACAGCCGGGGUCCUGCAGGCCUGGACCUGGAAACCGCAUCACACAGACCCCUGGCCCGCUUGCAGAUCAAAGUUUCCAAUGAUGGCUACAGCUACAGUAACGCCAAGAUUCUGACUCUGUAUGAUGGAGCCUGCCAGAUCUGCAGCCUCGACACUGAAGUCCUCUGCACCCUGAGGGAGAAAAGGUGCAACAUUGAAGGCCUGUGUUACAGUGAGGGAGACUCCAAUCCCAGCAGCCCUUGCCUCACAUGUCGCCCGGACUCGUCCAAACACACAUGGUCCAUAGCAGAGAAGAACGAGCCUCCAGUGCUCCAGUCGUUGCCGUUUCAUCUCCGAUCCUUCCUGGGGGGGGAUUUCAUCUAUCAGCUACAAGCUCGGGACCCUGAGGGCUCAGCGGUGCGCUUCACCCUGGAAUCGGGCCCUGAAGGGUCAUCUCUGUCUCCUGAUGGGCUGGUGAGGUGGAGGACUGAAACUACAGACACACACACUCUCCAGUUUACAGUGACGGACGACUGCGACACUGAGACCAGAGCCUCCAUACAGGUGUUUGUGCACUCCUGUGAAUGUCUAAAUGGAGCUUCCUGUGUGACCAACACCAACCUUCCUGCAGGCAGCGGGGAAUACCUGUGUGUGUGUCUUGAUGGAUUUAAAGGUGAAAGGUGUGAGGUGGACGUUGACGACUGUAAACCCAACCCUUGUCGACUUGGCCGCUGCAUUGACGGCUCCAACUCCUUUUCCUGCAUCUGCCCUGCUGGAAUGACAGGCCAUACAUGUAGAGAAGAUACAGAUGAGUGCGUCUCACAGCCUUGUUUCCCUGGAGUGGGCUGUAACAACACGCUGGGCUCCUUCUUCUGUGGAGUGUGUCCACAAGGAUACAGUGGUGACGGGAACAUCUGCACACGAAACCAAGACUCUCCUCUCAAAGCAUUGAUGACACCAGCCAGAGUACUGAAGGUUUCAUCGAGGCCCAAAUCCUCGAGCCCGUCGCCCUGCUCCAGAAGGCCAUGUCACCCCGGGGUUCAGUGUUUCCAGAGAACCCACGUCUCAGCGGGCUUUAUCUGUGGACCGUGUCCUGCAGGUCUCCAUGGAAAUGGACGCACGUGCAAAGCUACAGGGCAGGGGACAAUCACCAGGGGAGGAGAUGUUCAUUUUCAAAUCGUCAAAUCAAAUUCCAGCAAGGAAACAACUCCCACCUCCUCCUCUUCAUCGUCCCCCGCCUCGCCCAGAAGACCCCCUGACAACCGGAGACCAGAGGCCACCAUGUCUAGUGUCAGGAGAGGUUAUGUUGAUGACAGAAAGACCAACCUCACCACUGUGCUGAAAGUGGAGUCUCCAUCUCUCCAUGUGACCUGUGCUGACUCUCCCUGCUCCCCCGGUGUUCCCUGUGAGCCCACUCUCACCGGAUCCUUCAAGUGCGGCCGCUGCCCGUACGGCUACACCGGAGAUGGAAUCAUAUGUAAAGCUGUUUGCAGGUACCAGUGUGGGAGGAACAUGGCGUGCACUCUGCCCAACACCUGCACCUGCAUGGAAGGCUACACUGGAUACAACUGCCAUAUUGCCGUGUGUCGACCUGACUGCAAAAACCAGGGGAGGUGUGUGAAUCCUAAUGUGUGUGAAUGUCCUGCGGGCUACAGCGGGCCCACCUGUGAGGAAGCAAGCUGUGAGCCACCUUGUCAACAUGGAGGCACAUGUCUGGCCAGAAACCUGUGUACCUGCCCCUAUGGAUAUGUGGGACCCAGAUGUGAAAUCAGGAUGAACGUUCGGAGCCGACAGGGACUGGUGCAGGAGUCUCUGUUUGAGAGAGCUGGUGUGGAUACUUAG